CAUAAACCCUAAACCCUAGCCGACCAAGAAGAAGACGACGACGUCUAAACCGUGAAACCCUCUCUUGUCUCCCUCUCUGUGUGAAAUACGACCAGCUGCAAUGGGUGCUAAUAAGAAAAAGGGUGCUAAGUCACAAAAACCUCCACCUAAAAAGAAGCAAAAGAAUGAGUUUUUUACUGCUAAACACACAAAAGAAGAUGAUGUUUCCGACCAUUCUGAUAGUAUGAAUGAAGAAGUAGAGGAACACGAGGAUUUUGAUGGAGAUGAGCAAGAUUUUGGUUCUGGUUCAGAAAUUUCUUCUGAUGGGGAUGAUCCGUUAGCUGAUGAUUUCCUACAAGGAAGUGAUGAUGAAGAGAAAGGUUCGGGCUCAGGCUCAGACUUGGGGUCAGAUUCAGAUGAAUCUGAUAUCGAGAAGAAGUCAAAAGCUAUUGAUGCAGAAAGGGCUCAAGAAGAAGAAGACGCAGAGAAGGAAAUUCAGCUCAACAUUAAAGAGGAAUCUGAUGAAUUCAGAUUACCUACCAAGAAGGAACUUGAUGAAGAGGCACGUGGGCCCCCUGAUCUUUCAAAUCUCCAAAGGAGGAUAAAAGAGAUUGUUCGAGUGCUUUCAAAUUUUAAGGCUUUGAAGCAAGAGGGCACAACACGGAAGGAUUACAUUGAGCAGCUUAAGAAGGAUUUAAGUUCAUACUAUGGCUACAAUGAUUUCCUAAUUGGGGCUUUAGUCGAGAUGUUCCCAGUUGUUGAACUUCUGGAACUUAUUGAAGCCUUUGAGAAGCCUCGACCCAUAUGUCUACGAACUAAUACUUUAAAGACACGGAGGCGGGAUUUGGCGGAUGUUCUGAUUAACAGAGGAGUGAACCUAGAUCCCUUAAGCAAGUGGUCAAAAGUUGGACUGGUUGUAUAUGAUUCACAAGUGCCCAUUGGUGCAACUCCUGAAUAUAUGGCAGGUUUCUACAUGCUCCAAAGUGCAAGCUCAUUUUUGCCUAUCAUGGCCCUUGCUCCUCAAGAAAGGGAACGGAUCGUUGAUAUGGCGGCUGCACCUGGUGGCAAAACAACAUACAUUGCUGCUCUUAUGAAAAAUAGUGGAAUAAUUAUCGCAAAUGAGAUGAAGGCACCAAGGCUUAAGUCACUCACUGCAAAUCUACAUCGAAUGGGGGUGACGAACACUGUAGUUUGUAACUAUGACGGAAAGGAGCUCCCCAAGGUUUUGGGUGUCAAUACAGCUGAUAGAGUCUUGCUGGAUGCCCCUUGCAGUGGGACUGGGGUCAUAUCUAAAGAUGAGUCUGUUAAGAACACUAAAAGCUUGGAAGAAAUUAAGAAAUGUGCACAUUUGCAGAAGCAAUUGAUUCUUGCGGCCAUUGAUAUGGUGGAUGCCAAUUCAAAAUCUGGUGGAUUCGUUGUUUACUCCACCUGUUCCAUAAUGGUUGCUGAGAAUGAAGCAGUUGUUGACUAUGCACUCAAGAAGAGGAAUGUUAAAUUGGUGUCUUGUGGGCUUGACUUUGGACGUCCAGGGUUUAUUAGGUUUAGGGAACAACGCUUUCACCCAUCCUUGGAAAAGACAAGGCGUUUCUAUCCUCAUGUUCACAAUAUGGAUGGCUUUUUUGUGGCGAAGUUGAAAAAAUUUAGCAAUUCAAAGCCAGCUGCAGAACAUUCUGAUGAACCGUUAGAAACGGUGGAGGGCGACAGUGGAAAUAAUGCUGUGGAAUUGACAUUUGACACUACAAAAGAAGAGGUUUUGGAAGACGGUGUUAUUGAAAAUGGAAAAAAAGAAGCACAUACAACUGCCAAAGAAGGGUAUAAAAGGAAAUACCUAACAAGAGAGGAGAAGAAGGAGAAAAGGAAAUCCCAAUCAAGAGAAAAUAUCUCGAAAGCAAGGGAAGAGAAGAGAAGAGCAUUGAGGGAAAAUAAGAAGGCUGCACGCGAGUAGUGGAAGAAGUGGAGCGACUAGUGGCAAUACAUGAAUCAUGGUCGAUAAAUUACUAAUGGUUAAGUUCUGGUACAAACUGCCUGCAUUACUGUAUUAACAGGGGGAGUGUUCACCAGAGAAGCUCAUGCACGCUUUUGCAAUGUGAUCACAAGAUAAUCAAGGGGUUACUUCAACCUUACUGUAAUGAUCUCCAGCUUAGUAUUUAUAAUAUCCAAUUUUGUUUUGCUAAGAAAAAAGAUAUCAAAAUUUGUUCUUGUAAGCAUCAGUGGAAGGGAAAACUUGUAAUAGCUCGCACUUCUUGGUCUUUACAAGUUUUAAAGGUUUUGUUUAUUUGGAAGUAAAUUUGUUAUUGUUUUUGUUUUCAAUACAAAUUUAUAUGCAAUUUUAGGAUUCGGUUAUAUGAAAAAAUUUGAAGCUUUGCCCCUUUUU
Corylus avellana is the source of this 2353-nucleotide messenger RNA. Its product is annotated as 26S rRNA (cytosine-C(5))-methyltransferase NOP2B. Gene Ontology annotation, molecular function: RNA binding; rRNA (cytosine-C5-)-methyltransferase activity. The record is from RefSeq and is a predicted model, not a curated record. NCBI's taxonomy places the organism in Eukaryota, Viridiplantae, Streptophyta, Magnoliopsida, Fagales, Betulaceae. Gene Ontology annotation, cellular component: nucleolus. Gene Ontology annotation, biological process: maturation of LSU-rRNA; rRNA base methylation.